This is a messenger RNA of Trifolium pratense (red clover), 1102 nucleotides long. RefSeq lists its product as uncharacterized. Bases 83 to 859 code for a protein of 258 amino acids. The record is from RefSeq and is a predicted model, not a curated record. NCBI's taxonomy places the organism in Eukaryota, Viridiplantae, Streptophyta, Magnoliopsida, Fabales, Fabaceae. The transcript has a single exon.
CUCAUACUCAGUAUUCCACUUUCUCCAUCACUAUAGAUAUAGUCACACGCUUCUUCUUCUUCUUCCACUGACGACCCAGAAAAUGGAGACAGACGCUGAACAACCCUACCACUCCUCUCUCAGUCCAGCCGUCGCUAUGCUCUCACGCAAAAUAUUCCCGACAUGCCGCAGGUUCAUAGAACGUCAACCAAGAUCUGAUCCCAACAUUGUUGCUCAACUUGACCACAUGCAAACCAUUGUUGAUGUCCUUGAAUCUGCAUCUCUCCGAUUGGGUCCCCAUCCUGACCACUAUUCUGUCCUCCAACUCAAACCAUCCGACGCUUCAAACCGUGACCUUGUUCGACACCAGUUCAAGAAGCUUGUUCGUUUACUCGAUCCAAACAAGAAUAAGUUCCCUUUUGCUGAUGAAGCUCUCAUGAGAGUUCGUGAAGCCUGGUAUGUUCUCUCUGAUCCCUUUAGAUUAGACCGAUUUGAACGUGAAAUUCGUGGCGAAGUAGAUGAUGGUAUUUCAUCUGCUUCUUUUUGGACUAUGUGUCCUUAUUGCUGGUAUUUACAUGAGUAUGAGAGAAAGUAUGAAGAUUUUACACUUCGGUGUGUAAAUUGUCAGAGGACUUUUCAUGGAACUGCUGUGAAUCCUCCGGAUCCCGAAUCAAUGGUGGAGGGGAAGGAACAGUAUUAUUGCUAUCACUUGAGUUUGCCCUUAAGGUACCCUGCUGAAAAAAUGUCUCAGUUUGAACUUGGUGGAAAUGGUGGAAGGAGGAUGAGGAUUAAAACUGUGGCUAAGAGAGUUAAAAUGAAAGGGUUUAUUCUGGAUAGUGAAUCGGAUCCAGAAAUGGACGUGGAAAUAGGAAAACCCUAAUUGCUAGAUUACUUUUAGGAGAAAAAAUGACAACUUGUUGGUUGGUAGUAAUAUUUUGUGGUAAUGUGGUAAAAUUGUGAAUGGAAAAUGGCAUGCUUUGCUUGUGUUAUAUAGAUUUUAGCAAUUGCAAUGCCAAUUCCAACUUGUUGUAAUCAUGUAAUAUAUUUUGAAUGACUUGAAUGGAUAACUCAUGUUUGACUUAUGAGUAACUUAAGAGGAUGUGAUUAUUUUUCUUCUUGAUGA